UUCUAAAAUUUUCCGAGCCGAAAUUCCCCCUCACUCGCCCCCUCAUUUGUUGACUCAUUUCGACGACUCGUUGUCUUUUUCGACGCUUGAUGUCUUCCUCGGAGGUGUUUCGUGUUGGUCUGAAGAAGCCAAUUUGGCCAACUUUCUCGUUGAUUAUUUAAAUUAUGUAGACCUUCGUUUUCAAAAUUCCUUUCUCACUGUACCUGCCAUUUGCACCAACUCAUGAUUUUUGCUUUCGUUUAUGUGUGUCUUCUAUCAUUUCCGUAAAUUGAACGAAACCAUUUUGAAUUUCAGUUUACAUUGUAAAGUUCGAUCAAUUUCGUGGUUUCUGGCCAUGAAUUUGUUUAGGUUCUGCUUUUAGGUCGUCAAUUUCAUCGCUCGUAAGACCAGUUUCUUUCAAGAGCGAAUUUUGUUUUCUCCUAUCGACGGAGAGAUUACGUUUUGAUUCCAGAAAUUUAUGUGUGUCCGAAUCCUGAAUUUUUUUUCUUGAAAUACCAUGGAUUCUUUGUCCUGUUCUUCCUUGCCUUCGUUGAGUAUAUCCAGUGGUCUCUCUCCUCGGUUCGUUAGAUUUGCAGUUUCGGGUACAAAUACAUGGUGUGACAAGCAUACAAAGGACAAGAGAAGAAUUGUUUGUGCUUGUAUGGCGCCUCCCCGAAACCUGGAGAAUGAUAGAUUCCCUGUGACCAAACUCAGUGAAUUAUCUAAAUCCAAAAAUGGAAAAAGGAUAUGGGGGACAAAGGAUGAUUCUGAUGUUCUUAUUGAAUGUCGGGAUGUCUACAAGUCAUUUGGGGAGAAGCAUAUACUGAGAGGUGUGAGCUUCAAGAUUAGACAUGGUGAAGCUGUUGGAGUUAUUGGACCUUCUGGAACUGGGAAAUCUACAAUUCUGAAGAUUAUGGCUGGGCUUCUUGCUCCGGAUAAGGGGGACGUUUACAUUCGAGGUCGAAAGAGAGUUGGUUUGAUCAGUGAUGAUGAGAUUUCUGGUCUUCGAAUUGGAUUGGUCUUUCAGAGUGCUGCACUUUUUGAUUCUUUGACUGUUCGUGAAAAUGUUGGUUUUCUUUUAUAUGAAAACUCAAAAAUGUCGGAUGAGCAAAUCUCAGAGCUUGUAGCAGAAACAUUGGCUGCUGUUGGUUUAAAGGGUGUUGAGAAUCGGUUACCUUCUGAAUUAUCUGGUGGAAUGAAGAAAAGGGUUGCUUUAGCUCGUUCAAUAAUUUUUGAUACCACAAAGGAAGCUAUUGAGCCAGAGGUGCUUCUAUAUGAUGAACCAACUGCUGGACUUGAUCCAAUUGCAUCCACUGUUGUUGAAGAUCUUAUCCGUUCUGUCCAUGUGAAGGGGGAGGAUGCGCUUGGAAAACCUGGAAAAAUUGCUUCUUAUGUAGUUGUUACUCAUCAGCAUAGUACCAUUAGGAGAGCUGUGGACAGGUUAUUAUUUCUACAUGAAGGAAAAGUUGUCUGGCAGGGAAUGACUCAUGAAUUCACAUCAUCUACCAAUCCAAUUGUUCAACAGUUUGCAUCAGGAAGCCUAGAUGGGCCAAUUAAAUAUUAGUACAUAUGGCAAGGAUUUUUUUGACACUUCCUGGUGGUAGGCAUGGUGCUGUGCAGCAUUCAAAGAUUUUGCCUGUAUCUCCAAACUCUUGCAGGCAAUGCUAUAUCUGAUGUAAUCUAUGAUAUGGUUCAGCUUUGUGAGAAAUGCUAAUAUGUCUCUGAGCCUUGUCUCUUUCUAUGGAGGGAAAAAAUAAAAAAUAAAAUAAAAAUAAUUAUAAUUUAAACUUUAUGGACUGAUUUCGUUUUCCCUAAUCUGGGAGAUCCGUUGAGGCAUGAUAGCAUUUUUCCAAUCUUACUUCUUUACUCUGGGUUUCAAGUCCAAGGUAGGUUCCAUUGUUGAAGGAGCAUAUUGAGGAAUGACCAGAUCCCAAAUGUAAGUUUUAGGUAAACGAACAUAGUUAACUUCCUGUUUUUUUUUCAGUGUUUGUGUUGUAUAGCCUCAAGUAUCAUUUGACUAUUUGCGGUUAACACACGAUGAAUUCUUUUAUAUACACAAACUUGCUUCUGCUUGUUUAUUGUUACGUUAACGUAUGAGACUUGGAUUUCACAUCGAAAA
Molecule: messenger RNA, 2098 nt
Organism: Carica papaya (papaya)
Lineage: Eukaryota; Viridiplantae; Streptophyta; Magnoliopsida; Brassicales; Caricaceae
Gene: ABCI13
Product: non-intrinsic ABC protein 11
Molecular function (GO): ATP hydrolysis activity; ATP binding
Source: RefSeq, a predicted model, not a curated record